This is a messenger RNA of Fusarium redolens, 588 nucleotides long. RefSeq lists its product as uncharacterized. Lineage: Eukaryota; Fungi; Ascomycota; Sordariomycetes; Hypocreales; Nectriaceae. The transcript is spliced from 2 exons. The coding region runs from base 1 to 588 and encodes 195 amino acids. The record is from RefSeq and is a predicted model, not a curated record.
AUGAAGUACUCUUUCGCUAUUGCUGCCCUCGCCGCCGCCGUCUCGGCUCAGUCCCUCGGCGACGUUCCCAAGUGCGCUAUUCCUUGCCUUGACGAUGCUAUCGCCAGCAAGACCAAGUGUGACAAGACCGAUCUCACCUGUGUCUGCAAGAACUUCGACGAUGUCCGAAGCGCCGCUACCUCUUGUGUGAUCACCAAGUGUGGUUCCGACGUUGCCAUCAACGAGGUUCUCCCUGCUACUGAGAAGCUCUGCGACAACCCUGCUGCUGGCAGCGGCUCCGAGGAGUCCUCCAAGGCUGACACCACCAAGGUCGAGACCUCCACCAAGGUCGUCAUCACCACCAGCGCCGUUGCCGUCGAGACCACUGCCGUUGAGACCACUGCCGCCGAGGCCACCACUGUCCCUCCUGUCGUUGAGAGCAAGACCACCGCUGUUCCCCCCGUCAUCGAGACUCCCACCACCAAGUCCGAGGCUGCCGGCAGUGCCACCAGCACUCCCGCUCCCUCAGGCGUUGGCGAGAACAGCGCUGCUGGCCUCAAGGGUCUCGGUGCCAUGGCCAUGGCUGCCCUCAUGGCCCUUGCUCUGUAA